AUGCGAUCCCAGUCACCAGUCGCUCAGAUGCCCUCGCCCGUUUCACAACCUCUCGGCUCCCCGCCCUCCAAGUCACGCAAGAAGCGCUCGCCCUAUGUAGCCAUUGCUUGCGGCGAGCGGCCCUGCAAGAGAUGCCGCGACAGCGACAUCAUGUGUGUCUACGGCCGCGCCACACGCUUCCAGACUACAGAUGAGACUUCCAUAUCCAGCAAACCAAAACGAGACUCGCAGGUCACAAAUGAGCCUCAAAAGCCCCGUGAGCGAGACUCAUUCCGCGUCAAGAAACCACCACCCGCACCCCCGCGCUCACAGAAUAGCGCCGAGGCCAGCGCCCAGACCCGUCAUGGGAGCUCCGACUACUACCUCCGUCUCGCCGAGAAGCGCCUCGGCGACCUCAGCCCGGGCCCGGGCCGGUCCCUCUUUGGCAGCGGCCACCAGCAACAGCUCAUGAUUGGCUCGCACAUUAUGCAGCAGCUCAUUGACCACCGCAAGACGGGCGCGGCCCCGGGCACCUUUGCGCCGCUGGAUAAGGAGCUUUGGAUACGCAUCAUUGACAUUUACGAGGAAGAGGUCGCCCUGCAGUACCCGUUCCUGGACCUCGAGGUCCUGCGGCAUCGCAUCAGAGCAUCGACGCCGCCCAGCGAGACCAAUCCCGCUCCGCCAGACCAAGCCGCCAUCGAGGACAUCAUGUCGCUGGUUCUUUCUGUUGCCUCGAGUAUUGUUGAUCCGGGGACAUUGCCAGUGGCCAACAGUUUUGUCGAGAGCUUGUUCAGCACUGCCAUGCUCCGGACGCAGCUUGGCGCCGUCAACAAGUCUGAUCUAUCCAUUAUAAUCCUUGCUAGCAUCUUCUUUUUCCUAAACGACAAGGAAAUGCUGGCGUGGAGGGCCAUUGGCAAUGUACUUCGCUCAUUGCACGAAAUAAUAGCCCAAAAAAUCGAAGAUGCACCCAACCUGACAACGCUGGACCAGUUCAAGGAUGUUGGCGAAAAGUACUACUGGACUGUAUACACGCUGGAUCGACGAUGGGGCUUUGGCACGGGCUUACCAUUUUCGGUCCACGACUCUGAUAUCCAUCGGCAACCGCAUUUUAAAGACGACUCUCUUUCCUCGACAUAUCUGAGGCAAAUGAUUGAGUACAGCAUAAUCUCUGCCGAAGUCCGGCGCUCCAUCCUCCAGCCAUCCAUCUCACCAUCCGCCACCGUCACCGCCUUGGCCGCCACCCGGAAUCUGCUCGACUUUCAAGUCACCCAGUUUCAAAAAAACAUUCCCAAACGACUCCAGUUCCUCGGCCUGCAGGACAAGUUCGACCCCGCGCGGGAAAAACGCGGCGAGUACCGUCUGCGCCUCGUCCUGUACUUGCGCUGCAACCAGAUGCGCAUCGUCAUUCACCGCAAGUCGGCCAUGUCGCAGACGGGCGGCGGCUUCGACACGUCCACCACAAACGUGCUGGCCGAGACGUCGCAGGACACGAUUCGGAUCCUCAUUGCGCUCGCGCGCGAGACGGACAUUUACCACGCGCAGCAGCGCACCUUUAACCACUUUCUCGAGACGGCCCUCGCGUCGCUGCUGCUGCUGCUGUGCUACGCAGAGGCCGAGUACCGCGUCGGCUACCUACCGGACGUGCUCGCCGCCAUGGAGCUCGUCCAGAACCUCUCGGUCCACUCCCCCGUGACCCGCGCCCUCAAGCAGAAGCUGCACCGCGUCCAGCACAUGAUUAAGAGCUUCCGCGUCUCCAGCCACACUUCGGCGCAGCAGUCGCCCCGCUCCGGCUCCGUCGCGCCCGCCGCUGCCGCCGCCGCCGCCGCCGCCGCCGCUGCCGGUGGCGACCAAUUUGGCGACGUUCGACACGGCAGCCAUCCGCCCGUCGGCACGCCCACUCCAAACAGCCAUAUGCCCAUAUCGCUCCCCCCCGUCAUAAAUGACCAGCAGCCCGCCGUGUUUCCGCCCGCCGCGGCGCUAGCGGAAAUGGCCAUGGGUGGGGGAGGCAGCGGCGGCGGCGGUGGCGGCGAUGGCCCGUUUACACCGGGCGUGCAGCAGCCAUCGUUUCAAAUAAACAGCCAGAUGAACACUCCGCAGCCGUACGACGAUAGUUUCGGCGGCGGCGGCGCGGGGAGCAUGCACUCGCAGCAGUCGGCGAGUGACUCGACGUCCAUGAUGGAUCUGGUCUCGUCGCAUGACUUGAGCGACUUGCCGAAUGAUUUCUUUGCAUCGCAAUUUACGGACUUGGGCGACAUUCUCAAAGACUAUGACAAUUUUCGAUUUUGA
Molecule: messenger RNA, 2265 nt
Organism: Beauveria bassiana ARSEF 2860
Lineage: Eukaryota; Fungi; Ascomycota; Sordariomycetes; Hypocreales; Cordycipitaceae
Product: fungal specific transcription factor
Exons: 5
Coding region: 1-2265 (754 amino acids)
Biological process (GO): DNA-templated transcription
Molecular function (GO): DNA binding; zinc ion binding
Source: RefSeq, a predicted model, not a curated record